AUGCCGCUGACCGGCAGCCGCGCGGGCAGAUGGCCCGGCGCUGGCGUCUCGCGCGGCGCCGCGGGCCCCUUUGGCGGCGGCCGGGCUGGGGGCCUGCGUGGCUGGGGCUCGAGCUCGCCGCGGGCCGCUGACGUGGCGCGGGGCCGGCUGCUGGAGGGGCUGCUCGUCCGCAUGGGCGUGGCGAGCGGCGUGCUGGGGGACGCCGCCGACCUGUUCGGCUGCGCGCCGUUGCGCCUCGCCAAGACCGUGUGCGGCGCGGCCAACGGCGGGCAGGUGCUGCUCGAGGGGGGCACCUUCUCGGCUGUCAGGGAACGCCGCCAGGAGCUGGGGGCGGUCGACGAGGACGGGCUCGACCACAGGAAGCUGCCGGGCAGCCGCGGCCCCUGGUCGAUCUGGGGGCCGUGCGGCGCCUGGCUGUCGUGGGCGCGCCGCGGCGCCGCUGCGCACGAGGGCCCGGCGGGCUUGGGGCUGCUCUGCCUUGACAUGGGGGAGUGGAUGGUGCCAGGGCUCAACCUCGGAGAUCACGAAUCCAAGGACGAAGCGCCGGAGCCCCUGUGGCCGCCGGAGGACGGCGGCUGCGCGGUCCGGCUCGGCCUCGUGCGGCCCGGCCCUGGCCGCGGUGCCCACUUCAGCCGCGCCGCGGCCGCGGCGGGGCCGCGCGCAGGCAGCGGGGGCGGGGGCGGCGAGCUGAUUCGCUUCUACAGUGUGCUGCCAUUCUGCCUGGCGGGGCGGGCCAGGAUCUGGCUCGGCACCCUUGAGACACAAGACAGCUGGCUCCAGACCGACCGCGGCUUCUUUGACGCCCCUGGAACCGCCUCCGCACUGCUCUCCCCGUCCGACGCGGCCGCCCCGCCGCCCCUGCUGCCGCCGCCGGUCGCGCUCGUGUCCGCCGCUGUCGAGGGCGCGCGCGCGCUCGCGCGGCCGCGGCGCGACGCGGACCUCCGGCGCCUCGGCGCCGUCCUGCGCGCGGCGCUGCUCGAAACCUUGGACGCGGCGGGGUCGGGCGGCUACCUCUGCGGCCGUUCCGAGGGCGACGGCGACCUGCGGUAUACGCUGGCGUUCCCGAACGCGGAUGCCGCGCUGAGGUGGUGCCUGAUGGCGCAGGAGGCGCUGAUGUACGCGCCCUGGCCACAGGGGCUGCUGCUGACGGCGCCCGAGUUGGCGGAGGUGCACGCGCCGGACCAGGCGGGUGGGGAGCUGCUGUUCCGCGGGCCGAGGCUCAAGAUGGGCGUGUGCGAGGGCGUGCCGACGGGCGUGGAGCCCGACCGCUGGGGCCGGGCGAGCUACCGCGGCGCCGGCGUCGGAGGCGCGGCGCGGUUUGUGGGCGCCUCGGCGCAUGGCGGCCAGGUGGUCUGCGAGGAGCGGUUGGCUGACGCGGUGUUCAGGUCGUGGCGGCUGGCGGGUGCCGGCAUUGCGAGGGCCGACAACGCCGACGACCCCGCGGACGAGCUGGAAGCUGGGGCCUUCGACCCGCCUGAUGUCGCAGGCGGCUGGGCCGGGCAGGAGGACGGCGGCGCGCCUGCCCCCCAGGGCGGCGGCGACCACGACAGCGACGACGGCGGCGGCGACGACGGCAGCGAUGCAGCCGGGGACGUGGGCGGCUCCAGCGCCUCGCUGCCGGCCUGCAGCUCCAGCGCCGGCCGCGCGAUCGAGCUCCUACGGCGCUCGUUCUCCGGCGCGCGGCCGGGCUCGGCCGCGGGCGGGCCGGAGAGGCGCGCGCGGGAUGCAGAUGACCUCGAUUCGGCGCCGCUAUUGGACCCCGGGCGCGACGCGUCCGCCGCCGCGAUGCUGCCUCAGGCUGAAAUGAGCUGCCUGUCCAUCUUCUCGUGUGCAGUCGGCGGCGGCGGCGGCGGUGCCCUUGCCGCCCCGGCCGUGCCCGCAGCUCGGGCGCGGCGCGCGUCCGCCGACUUUGGAAUCAACUCUGCCAGCAUGAGCAUGCCCGGGAUGCUGGUGUUCCCGCCGGCGCCGGCGCGCCGCGAGCGGCGCACUGGCGAUCGCGGCUGCGAAGAGGGAGCGGAGGGAGCGCUUUAA
This is a messenger RNA of Monoraphidium neglectum, 2031 nucleotides long. RefSeq lists its product as hypothetical. Lineage: Eukaryota; Viridiplantae; Chlorophyta; Chlorophyceae; Sphaeropleales; Selenastraceae. The transcript is spliced from 6 exons. Bases 1 to 2031 code for a protein of 676 amino acids. The record is from RefSeq and is a predicted model, not a curated record.